AUGCCUCCCAAGUUCGAUCCCAGUGAGGUUAAAAUUAUCUACCUCCGUGCCACCGGUGGUGAAGUAGGUGCUUCAAGUGCUCUUGCACCCAAGAUCGGUCCUCUUGGUUUGUCUCCCAAGAAGGUCGGUGAAGAUAUUGCCAAGGGUACCAAGGAUUGGAAGGGUCUUCGUGUCACUGUCCAAUUGACCAUUCAAAACCGUCAAGCUCAAGUUUCUGUUGUUCCUUCCGCUUCCUCUUUGGUCAUCAAGGCUCUUAAGGAACCCGUUCGUGACCGUAAGAAGGAAAAGAACAUCAAGCACUCUGGUAACAUUUCCUUGGACGAUGUUAUUGAAAUCGCACGUACUAUGCGUUUCAAGUCUUUGGCUCGUGAACUCAAGGGUACCGUUAAGGAAAUUCUCGGUACUGCUUUCUCUGUCGGUUGUACCGUUGAUGGACAAAGCCCCAAGGAUAUCCAAGAUGCUAUUGACGCCGGUGAAAUCGAAAUUCCCGAAAAAUAA
Molecule: messenger RNA, 498 nt
Organism: Rhizopus microsporus ATCC 52813
Lineage: Eukaryota; Fungi; Mucoromycota; Mucoromycetes; Mucorales; Rhizopodaceae
Product: 60S ribosomal protein L12
Exons: 4
Coding region: 1-498 (165 amino acids)
Biological process (GO): translation
Cellular component (GO): cytosolic large ribosomal subunit; ribosome
Molecular function (GO): large ribosomal subunit rRNA binding; structural constituent of ribosome
Source: RefSeq, a predicted model, not a curated record